This is a messenger RNA of Linum tenue, 1069 nucleotides long. The record is from the annotation of a GenBank genome assembly. NCBI's taxonomy places the organism in Eukaryota, Viridiplantae, Streptophyta, Magnoliopsida, Malpighiales, Linaceae.
CUUCGUGUUUCAGGACAACAGCUUUUUGCGGAUGCGGUGGAAAGUUAAGAUGGAGGAGGAGAAGAACCCUAAAUCGACGCCUGAGGCGAUCUCCGUCAGGAAAUCGAUAAAGAAGCAGUCCGAUUUCAACACUUAUCCGAUAUGGAAAGAAAAGUGGAGGGAGAGCUGCUUCAAGCGAGUCCGCGAAGAUAGAACGCGGUUGCUAUGGAAGAGUAGGGGGAAAUCACUGGACAAACAGGACCAGGAGUUGAUCAAAUCGGCAUUCCAGGGAAUAGUUUCUGAUGAGCUGAACAGACUCAGGAAACCGUCGUUAGUGGUUGAUGAUGAUGAGAAGACGCUAACGAGUGCUGAACUGGAUCUCGAUGGUGAUGGCGAGGGCGAUAUGCUGUGGGAGUACGAAGGUCUUCACGACGCAUACCAAGGGGAUCGGGAAGAGAUAUUGCUUGAAAUACAAAGGAUCUUUUAUGAAGAUAUCAGGGCAGAAUCGAACCCGAAAGAAUUAAAAUCCUGCAUCGAAGCAUGGGAAGAGGAAGAAGAUGAGUACUUGGCUCGUGCUGUUUAUGAGCACAUGCAAUUGAGUGACGAAGUGAGGAAGAAGAUCUGGUGCCCUGUAUGCAAACAAGGAGAGUUACUGGAGAAGCCAAAAGCCAUACACUGCACUCUCUGUGAACUUCAACUCAAUAAAUGUGACGAGGUUAAUCUGGACAUAUUGGAGUCUCGACUAGCUGAUGCCCACACAGAACAUUUUGAUCGAGGGUGUAGACAGAAACCUAAGUUCCAAAUCCAAACAAGAUUCGGAUUAACUGCAUUGUACCUAACUUGUCAGGACUGCAAUGUAUUCGACAUUGUAAUAUAGAAGUUUUUUUUGUUGCUGAAGACUAAUUGCUUGCUUGGCUGAGAUAUUUUCAGCUGCAUUGAGUUUUGCCUGUAUAGUGUUGGAUCGUUAAAGAAAAAUCUGCAGAUAACUUGCUAUCCAUCUAGUAGUCGAUAAACUCACAAGGAGAAUGUUGCAGAAAACUCGUAUCAGGACUCAGGAGACACUAAUGCAAUGUUCAACGAUCAAAUUGAG